AUGCCAACGGUUAGCUACCUGGGAACCGACGCGGUCGCCAAGAUUUACCAAGCUCUAUGUGUCGCGUACCGCGCCCAUCGUGGCCAGAUGCGCAAAUCUGGGGAACCAUUCAUCGUACAUCCUGUGGAAGUAUCCUUGCUUUUGAGCGGCUUGAAAAUGGACGCCGAAACUGUCAUGUCGGGUUUAUUACACGAUACCGUCGAAGAUACGGAUCUCACCUUUCAGCAAGUCGAGACGCUGUUUGGACAUACGGUUAGAAGUAUCGUCGAGGGCGAAACCAAAGUCAGCAAAUUACCAAAGUUGGCGUUUGCCGAAUAUGCUGAUGAACAGGCGGAGAAUUUGCGGCAAAUGUUUGUGGCCAUGACUAGUGAUUACCGCAUCAUUAUUGUCAAAUUGGCUGAUCGGCUUCACAAUAUGCGAACUCUGCGAUACAUGAAAUCAGAAAAACAAAUCAAAAUAUCACGGGAGACGCUAGACAUAUUUGCGCCCUUGGCGCAUCGCAUGGGCAUCUGGCAGUUCAAGAGCGAAUUGGAGGACACUUCUUUCAUGUAUUUGUAUCCUCAGGAAUACAAACGACUGAACCGGCGAUUACGACUGCAUCAACAAAGCUUCCAGGAGACUCUGGAAAAAGCGCAAGACAUCUUGCAGCGUCAGCUAAAUCUAGACUCAACAUUGCAGCAGCAAGCUUACAAGGUUGAGGUUUCAGGGCGUACAAAAGAGAUAUACUCCCUCUGGCAUAAGAUGGAAACAAAAAAUGUGCAAAACCUCGAUCAUAUAGUCGACGUUGUUGCUCUGCGGGUCGUUAUUUCCCCUCGGGAUAAAUCUGUGGAAGCUGACAAAUCAGAAUUGUCGAAUGAUUCGGAUCGUGGUGUAUGGCUUUGCUACCAUGCUCUAGGGCUUGUUCAGCAUUUGCCGGGCUUUGUUCCGGUUCCCACCCGAGUCAAAGACUACAUAUCCUUCCCUAAGCCAAAUGGAUACCAAAGCUUGCACACGGCAUUGAUCCUCAACGGCCAAACAAUCGAAGUACAGAUCCGGACUAGUAUGAUGCAUCAAGUAGCUGAAUACGGUAUGGCAAGUCACUGGGCGUAUACGGACGAUAAACGUCGCGGGAGUAAUGAGGAGCUAUACAGCACGCCCUGGCUUUCAUCGAUUAAGGAGUGGCAGAAUGAAGCAGUUAGCUCAAGGGAUUUCGUCGACAGCGUUCGUCGUGAACUUCUUGGCAAGAGAGUUUUUGUCUUCUUGCGCAACGGCAAGAUUCUAAACCUAGCUCGGGGUGCCACAGCAAUUGAUGCUGCCUUUCAGAUCCAUACCGAAGUUGGCUUGUCAAUGCACGGAGUAGAAAUCAAUGGGAAACCUGUUCCUUUAUCCUACGAAUUACAAAACGGCGACGUCGUUUCUAUUCUUACGGGCAGUGGAAGGCCGGCCACGGAUUGGAUGCGCUACGCCAAAAGUCGCUCCACGAGAUCAAAACUGCGAUCCUAUUUUCGUGAUCGACAAAAGGAAAGUCUUCGAGAGGCCGGGAAGAUUCUCCUC
Molecule: messenger RNA, 1533 nt
Organism: Phaeodactylum tricornutum CCAP 1055/1
Lineage: Eukaryota; Bacillariophyta; Bacillariophyceae; Surirellales; Neidiaceae
Exons: 2
Biological process (GO): guanosine tetraphosphate metabolic process
Source: RefSeq, a predicted model, not a curated record